GCUGGGUCGCGUGUGUGUGUCUUCAGUUUUCUUGGUGAAACAGAGUAAAAAUAAAUAAAUAAAUAAAAAUGCCACAGUUAUCAGGCGGCGGCGGAGACCCGGAGCUUUGCGCCACAGACGAAAUGAUCCCGUUCAAAGACGAAGGAGACCCGCAUAAGGAGCAGAUCUUCGCCGAGCUCAGCCACUCGGAGGAAGAGGGAGACCUGGCAGACAUCAAGUCAUCUCUGGUCAACGAGUCAGAGAGCAGCCCCAACAGCCACGAUGCAGCUAGACAGUCCCAAAUACAGCAAGAUUCAUAUCAUGAAAAACACAGAGACCAUUCUGAAGACGGAAAACUCCAAGACCUGUACAGUAAAGGCCAUCCGUACCAGGGCUACCCGGGCUACAUCAUGAUGAGCAACAUGAACGACUCCUACAUGAACAAUGGCUCCCUGUCGCCGCCCAUGCCCAGAACGUCCAACAAAGUCCCCGUGGUGCAGCCGUCUCAUGCAGUCCACCCACUCACCCCACUGAUCACGUACAGCGACGAGCACUUCGCCCCAGGAUCCCAUUCUGGUCUUCAUCCCCAGGAUAUCAACAACAAACAAGGAAUGCCAAGGCAUCACCCUGGACCAGACAUGACCAACUUCUACUCCCUGUCUCCUGGAGGAGUCGGACAGAUCACGCCACCGCUGGGCUGGUUCUCACACCACAUGGUGCCCGGCCCCCCAGGUCCCCACGCCACAGGGAUCCCCCACCCGGCCAUCGUCAACCCACAGGUCAAACACGAGCCACCGCAUGAAACAGACAUCAUGCACAUGAAACCCCAGCACGAACAGAGAAAGGAGCAGGAGCCCAAAAGACCGCACAUCAAGAAGCCGCUAAACGCCUUCAUGCUCUACAUGAAAGAAAUGCGUGCGAAUGUGGUCGCCGAGUGCACGCUGAAGGAGAGCGCUGCCAUCAAUCAGAUCCUGGGACGAAGGUGGCAUGCUUUAUCUCGGGAAGAGCAAGCUAAGUAUUAUGAGUUAGCCCGCAAGGAACGGCAGCUCCACAUGCAGCUCUACCCAGGCUGGUCCGCUCGAGACAAUUAUGGAAAGAAGAAGAAGCGGAAGAGGGAGAAGAUGCAGGAAUCCGCCCCAGGUACAGGCCAGAGAAUGAAAACGGCGUACAUCUGAGAAUAUGGAGGAAAACGGAACAACUUCUCCACAUGCAAAGCGAAGGCAGCAGCUACGGGCCCUCUGCUAGAGAUGGAGGCCUGUUAGAUUCCAUGAAGACCCUUAAAUCUCCAAACUGAAGCCUCCAGUUCUCAGAGGAUCCCCCCCCCCUCGACCCAUCUCUUCCAACCCCACCUAAACCUCACAACCCCUUCUUUCAACACAGUCACAUGCCACCACCACCAAGAACACUUCACUGUUUGACUCUACUCCCGUCCUGAAGGCGCCUGCUGUAGAGACACUGAACAAGACAAUCACGAUUAGUAGGCGCACCAUCACAACCACACUUCUCUCACCGAAA
Etheostoma spectabile (orangethroat darter) is the source of this 1494-nucleotide messenger RNA. It is a transcript of the gene lef1, whose product is annotated as lymphoid enhancer-binding factor 1. Bases 69 to 1154 code for a protein of 361 amino acids. Gene Ontology annotation, biological process: canonical Wnt signaling pathway; regulation of transcription by RNA polymerase II. Gene Ontology annotation, cellular component: beta-catenin-TCF complex; chromatin. NCBI's taxonomy places the organism in Eukaryota, Metazoa, Chordata, Actinopteri, Perciformes, Percidae. The transcript has 11 exons. The record is from RefSeq and is a predicted model, not a curated record. Gene Ontology annotation, molecular function: RNA polymerase II cis-regulatory region sequence-specific DNA binding; DNA-binding transcription factor activity, RNA polymerase II-specific.